Messenger RNA from Cokeromyces recurvatus, 1074 nucleotides. RefSeq names its product aquaporin-like protein. NCBI's taxonomy places the organism in Eukaryota, Fungi, Mucoromycota, Mucoromycetes, Mucorales, Mucoraceae. Gene Ontology annotation, cellular component: plasma membrane. The coding region runs from base 142 to 978 and encodes 278 amino acids. Gene Ontology annotation, molecular function: water channel activity. The transcript is spliced from 2 exons. The record is from RefSeq and is a predicted model, not a curated record. Gene Ontology annotation, biological process: transmembrane transport.
GUCAUGUUUCUGCGUCAAUUUUUUUUAAAUAUAUAUAAUAGAAGCAAUAUGUUAUCAAUUUUUCUUUUUUUCUUGUAAAUAAGUAAAUAAAUAAAUAUUUAUUUAUUUUAUUUUAUUUUAUUUUAUUUCUAGAAAAUCAAAAUGAGACCUCUCACUGAUAUUUAUAAAUGCAAUAAGGGUUCUUCACCAAAUUUUAGAGCAGAUCUCAAAGCUGCGUUUGGUGAGUUUAUUGGUAUGACUAUCUUUCUUUUCUUAGCAUUAUCUGGUGUGCAAGGUGAUUUGGAAGCACCUAGCUUUCAAAAAGUUGGUACAGCAAUGGGUCCUACAGCAACUCAAAUUCAGAGUAUUGCAUUCAGUUUUGGUGUCGGUAUUACAGUUGCUUUAUUCAUUUGUGGUCAUAUUUCUGGUGGUAUCUUGAAUCCUGCAGUUUUAUUGAGUCUUAUGCUAAUUGGUAAUAUCAACUGGCUUCGAGGUUGUUUAUAUUUUAUUGCUGAAAUCGCUGGAGGUAUCCUUGGUGCUUACUUUAGCAACUUUGUUACUGCUCAUGAAUUACAAGGUGUUAACUUAUUAAAUCCUGGAUUUAACUAUGCACAAGGCUUUUUCGCUGAGUGUCUUUUAACUUGUGUCCUUUGUUUGACUGUAUUGUUUAUUAUUGUUGAUAAACAGAUGUUAGCUAAUUUUGCGCCAUUUGUUGUUGGUCUGGCGAUCUUUAUAUGCCAUAUUAUUGGUUCUCCUAUUGAUGGUACUUCAGUUAACCCUGCUCGUUCUUUCGCUGCUUCUGUUGUUACUGGCAAGUGGGCAAAUCACUGGAUUUUUUGGUUUGGUCCCUUAAUCGGUGGUAUAUUUGCUGCAAUUAUUUACUUGUUUACUAAGAGUAUAACUGAAUCAUCGCAACAAGAAGAAUUAGUUCAAAAUUCUCGAAAUACCGUAGGCGUAGAUAAUGACAAAAAUAUCAACAAUACUGUUACUAAUGCUUGAUAACAUAAUUAAUGCUUAUUUUCCCUAAAUUUAACUACAGCUGGUACUUUACAUUUUUUUUUAUAAAUAUAAUUUAUGAAAGCUAUCUUAUGCAAU